AUGAAUAUCACCGACAUCAACAUCCUCAACUACGCCCUCACCCUCGAGCACCUCGAAGCUAACUUCUACGCAACCGGUCUCGCAAACUUCUCCGCCGACGCAUUCACCUCCGCCGGAUACCCUUCCUACAUCCGUGACAACAUCGCGGAGAUCGGAAGACAGGAAGCUCAGCAUGUGUCGUUUUUGAGUACGGCGUUGGGUGCGGCUGCUGUUGAGGCUUGCACGUACCAGUUCCCUGUUACCGACGUUCCGUCUUUCCUUGCCGUUGCGCAGGUUCUCGAGGGUGUCGGAGUGUCCGCAUACCUCGGUGCCGCCAAGGAUAUCCAGGUAAAGGACUACCUUACCGCCGCUGGAUCCAUCCUCACCGUCGAGGCUCGUCACUCCGCAUGGUUGCGUUCCGCAGUCGGUGGAUUGUCUCCUUUCCCCGCCGCUGAGGAUACCCCCCUCGACUACGACGAAGUCUACACCCUCGCUUCCGCAUUCAUCACCGCUUGCCCCUCCACCAACUCCCAGCUCCCGCCCGACCUCAUGGCUUUCCCCGCUCUCGCUGCUUCCCCCGCGUCCGGCGUGAAGCCCAAUGACACCAUCACCCUCACCACUGACGCUAACCCCGAUGGCGAGGUCGUGUAUGCUGCGUUCAUCUCCGCUUUGUCUACUGUUUGGAGUGAGAUCUCUCCGUCGGGUCAGGUUAAGGUUCCUGCGGCUUUGGCGCCGGGGCAGGUCUACGUGGUGUUGACCAAGAACGGAACGAGUGUUGCUGACGAGGAUAUCGUUGCUGGCCCGGCCAUUGUUGAUGUGUUGGUUGACUACAUCAAGUACUGA
Messenger RNA from Saitoella complicata NRRL Y-17804, 822 nucleotides. RefSeq lists its product as uncharacterized. The transcript has a single exon. Lineage: Eukaryota; Fungi; Ascomycota; Saitoellomycetes; Saitoellales; Saitoellaceae. Bases 1 to 822 code for a protein of 273 amino acids. The record is from RefSeq and is a predicted model, not a curated record.